Guyanagaster necrorhizus is the source of this 855-nucleotide messenger RNA. RefSeq lists its product as uncharacterized. Bases 1 to 855 code for a protein of 284 amino acids. The record is from RefSeq and is a predicted model, not a curated record. The transcript has 12 exons. NCBI's taxonomy places the organism in Eukaryota, Fungi, Basidiomycota, Agaricomycetes, Agaricales, Physalacriaceae.
AUGGACACGCCCCAGGCCCAACGUCUACUCAGCUCAAUCGAGAACACCAGAUAUGCCGUCUUUGCCGCUGCGACGAUAAUGCUUUACGACCACUUUUUCAAUGCGCAGAGGAGGAGAACAUCCUUCAUCAACAAUGUUUUUCUAUGGCAUCGAUACUUUGGUCUCUUUUGUAUAAUGUUUGAGUUAAGCGUUGUCGUGAAUACUCGUGUUACAGAAUCAGUGCGUUAUAUUUAUAUCAAUCUGUCUCCAAACGAUGCUGAUGAAACCUAUGUUAUUAGUUUUGUAUGCUCCUUCUGGCUUCGCUGGGAGAUUCUGUCAAUCAGUGUCUCAAUCCUCACAUCUGAACUCGUUCUCAUGUCAUGGAUAUAUGUGAUUUACGACCGAAAUAUAUUAGUGGUGGUCUUGCUUCUAUGUCUAUAUGCUGGAGAGGUGGUCACGACAUUUACGAUACUCGGAGUAUCUUUGGACCAUGCGCACAGUGAGGCCAAAUCCGUCGUCCUAGGUCACCCUGCGCAACCGAAGCGGAAGCAACUCUUGUACGAUGUAUAUAAGAAUUCCGCGAUGAACUAUGUAACGAUGUUUUCUGCGUAUCUCCUGUGCUGCAUCUUGUGGAUCUCGGCAGACUUCUCUCUCGCGCGAAUCCCGGUCAUGUUUGCACUUUGUUUUUCAAUCAUGAACGCGACGAGGUUGCUGUUGAAUGUACGAUAUGUGUACUUCACUCAUACAAGCAGCCGUAUCAAUGUCAGGAGCGAUAGCGAUGACUCUGUAUUAGCUGGGUUCGAUGGGACGGAGGAGCGAUGGAUGUACGAGCUACGGGAGCUGAGGUGGAGCGGCCCGUCAGGGUUACAUGCGUAA